Molecule: messenger RNA, 3593 nt
Organism: Hemicordylus capensis (graceful crag lizard)
Lineage: Eukaryota; Metazoa; Chordata; Lepidosauria; Squamata; Cordylidae
Gene: AGAP3
Product: ArfGAP with GTPase domain, ankyrin repeat and PH domain 3
Exons: 18
Coding region: 296-3037 (913 amino acids)
Biological process (GO): proteasome-mediated ubiquitin-dependent protein catabolic process
Cellular component (GO): nucleus
Molecular function (GO): GTPase activity; GTP binding; protein binding
Source: RefSeq, a predicted model, not a curated record
CUGGCGGGGCGGCUGGCCUGGAGCGAGCGAGCCGAGCGAGGAGGAGGAGGAGGAGGGACCGCCGGGCGGCGGACUGCAAGCGGGCGCUCGGAAGUGGCGAGCCGGCCAUGCAGCGCUCCGAGGCGGCCGUCCGGGCAGCCUCCCCCGCCCCCGCGCGCCUCUGAGAGCCAGCCAGCCAGCCCGCUCGCUCGCCAGCCUCGCCCUCGCCGCAGCAGGCACCGCAGCCGGGUCCUGUGGCCGAGCCGCCCCCGCUCGCUCGCUCGCUCGCUCGCUGCCUCUCUCGGGCUCGCUGGCCAUGAACUUCCAGGCGGGGCCCGGGCAGAGCCCCGGGCAGCAGCAGCAGCAGAGCCUGGCGGCGCCGGUGCCAUCAGGGACCCCUCAGGGCGGCGCACCGCAGCCGCAGUUCGGCCUCUCCAACUCGUCGGCCAUCCGCGCCGAGAUCGGGCGCUUCGAGUCGGUGCACCCCAACAUCUACGCCAUCUACGACCUGAUCGAGCGCGUCGAGGACCUCGCGCUGCAGAACCAGAUCCGCGAGCACGUCAUCUCCAUCGAGGAUUCGUUUGUGAACAGCCAGGAAUGGACCCUCAGCCGCUCCGUGCCGGAGCUCAAAGUGGGCAUUGUGGGGAAUCUGUCCAGCGGGAAGUCGGCCUUGGUGCAUCGCUACCUGACGGGCACCUACGUUCAGGAGGAAUCCCCUGAAGGGGGCCGGUUCAAGAAGGAGAUUGUGGUGGACGGGCAGAGCUACCUGCUGCUGAUUCGUGAUGAAGGUGGCCCCCCAGAGCUGCAAUUUGCGGCCUGGGUGGACGCGGUGGUGUUUGUUUUCAGCCUGGAGGACGAGAUCAGCUUCCAGACCGUCUACAACUACUACCUGCGCCUCUGCAGCUACCGGAACACCUCCGAGGUGCCGCUGGUGCUGGUGGGCACGCAAGAUGCCAUCAGUGCCUCCAACCCCCGGGUGAUUGACGACUCCCGGGCCCGGAAGCUCUCCAACGACCUGAAGCGCUGCACCUACUACGAGACCUGUGCUACCUACGGCCUGAACGUGGAGCGGGUCUUCCAAGAUGUGGCCCAGAAGGUGGUGGCCCUGCGCAAGAAGCAGCAGCUCUCCAUCGGGCCCUGCAAGUCGCUGCCCAACUCGCCCAGCCACUCCUCCGUCUCGGCGGCCUCCAUCCCCUCCGUGCACAUCAACCAGGCCGCCAACGGGAGUGGGGCCUUCAGCGACUACUCCUCCUCUGUGCCCUCCACCCCCAGCAUCAGCCAGCGGGAGCUGCGGAUCGAGACCAUUGCUGCUUCCAACACGCCCACGCCCAUCCGCAAGCAGUCCAAGCGCCGUUCCAACAUCUUCACAUCUCGCAAAGGCACAGACAUCGAGCGGGAGAAGAAGGCUCCGGAGUGCAAGGCGGACACCAUCGGCAGCGGGCGGGCCAUCCCCAUGAAGCAGGGGGUUCUCCUCAAGCACAGUGGCAAGUCCCUGAACAAGGAAUGGAAGAAGAAGUACGUGACCCUGUGUGACAACGGAGUCUUGACCUACCACCCCAGCCUGCACGAUUACAUGCAGAACAUUCACGGGAAGGAGAUCGACCUGCUGAGGACGACUGUGAAGGUGCCGGGCAAGAGGCUCCCCCGGGCCACCACCGCUGCCGCCGCCCCCCCCAGCGCCCCCAGCGCCAGCCCCAAGACCAACGGCCUGGCCAAGGAGAGGACCAGCCUGCAGUUCCCGGGCAGCUCCAGUGCCCCCCACUCGGCCAGCAGCACCUCCCUGCACUCCGAGCGCUCCGGCAGCGGCACCACCCUCGUCGGCUUCAGCAUCAAGGCGGAGGGCGGUGGGGGCAGCGGCAUGCACCAGCGGUCCUACUCCGUCUCCAGCGCCGACCAGUGGAACGAAGCGGUCGUCAUCCCCAGCAGUGUGCCGAACCCCGCCAACAGUGCCGCCGACUCCCUCAGCUCCAGCCCCAACGUCUCCAGCACUGCCAGCCCCAAACUGGACCCGCCGCCCUCCCCGCACGCCAACCGGAAGAAGCACCGCCGGAAAAAGAGCACCGGCAGCAGCCGGCCGGACGGGGCCAGCGCGGUGGCUGAAGAGCAAGAGGAGUCCUUUGAGUUCAUCAUCGUCUCGCUCACGGGCCAGACGUGGCUCUUUGAGGCCUCCACCGCAGAGGAGCGGGAGCUGUGGGUGCAAGCCAUCGAGAGCCAGAUCCUGGCCAGCCUGCAGGGCUGCGAGAGCAGCAAGAACAAGGCUCGGCUGGGCAGCCACAGCGACCCCCUGGCCGUGCAGUCCAUCCGCACCGUGCGCGGGAACAGCUUCUGCGUCGACUGCGAUGCCCCCAACCCCGACUGGGCCAGUCUCAACCUGGGAGCCCUCAUCUGCAUCGAGUGCUCCGGCACCCACCGCCACCUGGGCACCCACCUGUCGCGCGUCCGCUCCCUGGACCUGGACGACUGGCCCCUCGAGCUGGUCAUGGUGAUGACUGCCAUCGGCAACACGCUGGCCAACUCUGUGUGGGAAGGAGCCAUCGAGAACUACCCCAAGCCCGGCCCCGACAGCUGCAGGGAGGAGAAGGAGCGCUGGAUCCGGGCCAAGUACGAGCAAAAGCUCUUCCUGGCCCCCUUGCCCCACUCGGACGUGCCGCUGGGCCAGCAGCUGCUGCGGGCCGUGGUGGAAGAUGACCUGCGGGCCGUGGUGACGCUGCUGGCCCACGGCAGCAAGGAGGAGGUGAACGAGACCUACGGGGACGGGGACGGGCGGACGGCUGUGCACCUCUCCAGCGCCAUGGCCAACGUGGUCUUCACGCAGCUCCUCAUCUGGUACGGCGUGGAUGUGAAGAGCCGUGACGCCCGAGGCCUGACCCCGCUGGCCUACGCACGCCGUGCCGGCAGCCAAGAGUGUGUGGACAUCUUGCUGCAGCACGGAUGCCCCGGCGACUUGCCCGGAGGCCCCCUCACCCCCAGCCUGCCCCGCCGGAACAUCAACAACAACAACAGCAGCAGCGCCUCUGGCCCUCUGCCCGCUGACCCUCCCGGCGCCACCGUCCACUGAGUGCCCCCUGCCAAGCCUCUCGGAGAGCCCGGCCUGGGCCCCCAACCCUGGACACAGAGCAGCCGGGGGCCCGGUCCUCUGGGGCAGAGACUGGCCCUGGGGACGGCAGAAGUAGCCGAGUCGGGGGGGGGGGUGUCUCUUGUGCUACCCAGGCAUCCAGCCCCCUCCUCCCCGCCCUCCAGGAGAAAGGGAACAGGAGGCCCAUGGAGCGCCCUGAGCAAAAGGGACCCCCUUCCCCUCCCCACUCCCUCCCUGGCUGCUCUGGUUUGCCAGCCACCUGGCUCUCCCUUCUGGGCCCUCCCUGUGUUCCUUGCAGUCCCCGGCCAGGCAGUGGGACCCACCGAUCUGCCGCCCCCCACUGCCCAUGCUGGAUGCUGCUUUCCCAGGCCCGUCCCACCACUGCCUGCCCCAAUCACUCGUGUAUAAAAUGUAUAUUGGAAAUAUUUAUAUGACAGUCUGUACAUAUGGUUUCUCGACCUUGUGAGUGUGCGAGAGAGCGCGGGAGCAAGAGAGCUGCUGCCCAAUAAAGCCAAACUGCCCACCCUCCGCGCCACAA